GCACUGCACACUCCCAAAGGGGCGCAACUGAACGAUACGUAUAAAACGAAUUGCACGCCAACAGUUCACCCUAGAGCCCACGAUUUCCGUCCAUCUUUACACCUAUACACACAAUGCCAGGCUUAGCGUUUGACAACUACCAAAGAAACAACUAUUUAACCACUAAGGGUUACGGCUCCCCAACAGCCACCUCCACCGGUACGACCAUUGUCGGUUGCAAGUUCAACGGUGGCGUUGUGAUCGCAGCUGAUACAAGAGCCACCUCCGGUGACAUUGUCGCUGACAAAAACUGUGAGAAACUUCAUCGUCUUGCACCUCAGAUCUGGUGUGCCGGUGCCGGUACCGCUGCCGAUACCGAAAUGGUGACGCAGCUAAUCGGCUCCAAUUUGGAGCUCCACUCGCUCCACUUGAACCGCAAGCCUCGUGUUGUCACCGCCAUGACCAUGUUGAAGCAGCACUUGUACAAGUACCAGGGCCACAUCGGUGCCUACUUGAUCGUUGCGGGUACAGAUCCUACUGGCGCCCACUUGUUUUCCAUCCACGCGCACGGUUCUACCGACGUGGGACAAUACCAGUCGCUCGGUUCUGGAUCCUUAGCCGCUAUGGCUGUGUUGGAGAGCGAAUGGAACGAGAAAUUGACCAAGGAGGAGGCCAUGAAGUUGUGUUCCGACGCCAUCGAAGCCGGUAUAUGGAACGACUUGGGCUCGGGGUCCAAUGUCGAUUUAUGUGUCAUGGAAGUGGGUCAGGACGCGGUCUUGUACAGAAACUACUUGACCCCUAACGUGAGAGAGGCCAAGACUAGAAGCUACAAGUUUGGCAGAGGUACCACUGCCGUGUUGAGGGAGAGCAUCUACAGCUUGGUUGAAGUGCAAGAGGAAAUUGUCUCGUUCAAGUCGGCAGCCGAGGCUAUUGAGGUGGAUGCGUAGAGGUUAAUAUUACAUGUUUAAAGAAUGAAUAUACGGCCGUGGUGUGCUUGUAUAAGGAAUAGGAGGGAUAUGUUAAAAGGAUAGGAUAACGUCUGGGUUAGGGCUAUUUUCUGCUUCAAAAUGCCUGAUUGGACUCCUUAAAUGAACGUAGUAUGUCUUUCCAUUCACCCCAACUCCCUGAUGUAGGUGUACGCGAGCCACCUGAAUUACUAGAUUCGCCAUUUGCAUCUGCUUCCGGAGCUAAGUAUAAAUCUUGCUUUUGUAUAGAACGAUUAUCUUUCCGCUGGCUUGCCAGAAAUCGAAUUUC
Molecule: messenger RNA, 1233 nt
Organism: Babjeviella inositovora NRRL Y-12698
Lineage: Eukaryota; Fungi; Ascomycota; Pichiomycetes; Serinales
Gene: PUP1
Product: proteasome core particle subunit beta 2
Exons: 2
Coding region: 114-926 (270 amino acids)
Cellular component (GO): proteasome core complex
Molecular function (GO): threonine-type endopeptidase activity
Source: RefSeq, a predicted model, not a curated record